Myripristis murdjan (pinecone soldierfish) is the source of this 1162-nucleotide messenger RNA. RefSeq names its product paired related homeobox 1b (gene prrx1b). Gene Ontology annotation, cellular component: nucleus. Lineage: Eukaryota; Metazoa; Chordata; Actinopteri; Holocentriformes; Holocentridae. The record is from RefSeq and is a predicted model, not a curated record. The coding region runs from base 305 to 1108 and encodes 267 amino acids. Gene Ontology annotation, biological process: regulation of transcription by RNA polymerase II. Gene Ontology annotation, molecular function: DNA-binding transcription factor activity, RNA polymerase II-specific; RNA polymerase II cis-regulatory region sequence-specific DNA binding. The transcript is spliced from 5 exons.
UUGAAAACAGGCAGAGUACAGGACGAGGGUGUUUAUGAUGAUCUAUCUAAUGUUGACGCGCACCGCUGGAUGGAUUGGCUAGGUUUUUGAUCGGGGAAAGCAGACGAGGAGAAAACUUUACUGAAGUUUGUUUAUAUCCGCCACGGCAGAUCUGGAUGUGAACAGACCCAUUUUUGCUUGGUAGAACCGAGGUUUUGUACGGCUGGUUUUGGAGGCGCUGUUCGUGCGUUCUGCAUGCAAGGAUCUAUUUGGCUCGCUUAUUAUUAUUACUGCUCCUUUUUCCCCACUGUUUCCUAUUUGCGUCAUGACUUCUAGCUAUGCACAUGUAAUGGACAGGCAAGCAUCGAUAUCAAACCGCCUGGAGAGUCCGAUUACAUCUAACCUGGAAAACCUGCAAGCCAAAAAGAACUUCUCGGUCAGCCACCUGUUGGAUCUUGAAGAGGCCGGGGAAAUGGUCGGGACCCAGGCGGACGAGAGCGUCGGAGAGGCGGGGAGGAAUAUGCUGGAGUCCCCGGGGCUGACCAGCGGGAGCGACACAACUCAGCAGGAGAAUGAACAGAUGAACACGGAGGAGAAGAAGAAGAGGAAGCAGCGCAGGAACAGGACCACCUUCAACAGUAGCCAGCUACAGGCUCUGGAGAGGGUUUUUGAGCGAACACACUACCCCGAUGCCUUCGUCAGAGAGGACCUGGCCCGCAGAGUCAACCUCACUGAGGCCAGAGUGCAGGUUUGGUUUCAGAACAGGAGAGCUAAGUUCCGCCGGAACGAGCGUGCCAUGCUGGCCAGCAAAAAUGCCUCGCUCCUCAAAUCCUACUCAGGGGAUGUGACAGCGGUGGAGCAGCCCAUCGUACCGCGUCCUGCACCCCGCCCAAAUGACUACCUAUCUUGGGGCAGUGCUGCUCCAUACAGCUGGUAUCCAAUGCCGGAGGGAGGGCCAAUGCGAGUGCCACAGAAAAUGCUGCCCUCAGAAAACAACGCCAUGGCCACUUACCCACCUACCUGCUCCAACACCAAUACAUCCCAGGGAAUGAACAUGGCCAACAGCAUCGCCAACCUGCGGCUCAAAGCCAAGGAGUACAGCUUGAACCAGGUGCCCACGGUCAACUGAGGGGGCUCUGAGUGGAGGUUCUGGAGCUUGUGCAGGAGGCGAGGGGACCCUCUC